Raphanus sativus (radish) is the source of this 2132-nucleotide messenger RNA. RefSeq names its product pumilio homolog 9. Bases 236 to 1963 code for a protein of 575 amino acids. NCBI's taxonomy places the organism in Eukaryota, Viridiplantae, Streptophyta, Magnoliopsida, Brassicales, Brassicaceae. The transcript is spliced from 5 exons. Gene Ontology annotation, molecular function: mRNA binding. Gene Ontology annotation, cellular component: cytoplasm. The record is from RefSeq and is a predicted model, not a curated record. Gene Ontology annotation, biological process: post-transcriptional regulation of gene expression.
GACUGAAAAACGACAAAAAGAGACAAACCAGGCUUGGACGGGAGGGAGGGUCUCCGUACGUGUUCUCUCAGAGCACAACAUUCUCUCUCUCUAUACACAUUUUCUGUUAUAUAUCACCAAUACCUCACCUCCCUCUCCGUAUUGUCCACUCUUGUCUUACUCUCUCUUUUCUCUCUCUCUUCUUCAUCUUCUUCCUUUUUGAAAUCUCUUGCCUUUUUCACUUGUUAUAUCGACCAUGUUUGAAGAAAACUUUAUGGGUUUCGAUGGAGAUUUUAGCAGAGGACGAGGUUCGGAUCAUCAUCAUCGUCGUCUUCCUCCUCCUCGUGACUUUGGUUCUUCCGGUGGGAAUCUCGACACAAACCCGUUUCUCAAGAGUUACGACACGAAGACCACUACCGAUGUGGUGGGUUUGUGUAAAAAGCUUAACGAGAUGGGUAUCUCUUGCGACAUGAGUAUCUGGAGCAGACCCGGACCGAUACGGGUCGACCCGGGUGAUUUCGGGUCGUCGUCUCGAAGAACUCUCCACGAGUUUCCGGACGGAGCUUCUCGGAUUCGAAACACCACCUCUUAUGGAGUUUCUCCGGCAGAGCUUAGUUUCCUUGGCCUUCAAGACUCCGUUAACCCUAACGGACUUCGAGAGAUGAUGGCUCUUAAGAACCAGAGAGAUGCUCUCUUGGACCAUAUCAACCGACCCAUCAUCAAGCGUUCACCUCCUUGUCUCUCUCUUGGAAACGAUGCGUUUCAUGGCUCCUCGUUGAUGUUCGAGAGAACUAGGGUUUCUCGCGCUCUACCAGACAUUGAUGGUGAUGGAUCUUACUAUCCACAUGAUACUCUCAGAGGCCUAUCUCUUGGGAACGACCCUUUGAUGUGUGGAGGAAGAAACAACAGGGCUUCUCGAGCUCUAGCCGCCGCCGCCGCCAUGGAAGCAGGUUCUGGACCUUCUCUGAUACGUCAAGGCCCAUCAUAUGGGCAUAAUAUGAUGAGAAGCGAUUUGCCUCUGGAUCUUGCAUCCAUGGUUAACAUCUACGGAUCUGUGAACUUGAUGGGUAAAGAUCAGAUCGGUUGUCGUUUUCUGCAGAAGCUGGUCGACGAAGGAUUGUUUGUUGACGCUCUGUUUAUCCAAGUCAUCAACCAUGUGGGUGAGCUUUCCAUGGAUCCCUUCGGGAAUUACUUGGUUCAGAAGCUCUUAGAAGCGUGUGACGAGGAACGGAGAACGAUGAUUGUCAGUGCUUUGACCUCUAAACCAACCGAGCUUCUCAAAAUCUGCCUCAACAAUUAUGGGACACGGGUUGUUCAGAAGAUGAUAGAAACUGUGAAAACAAAACAGCAGAUUGGGAUGGUGAAGUCAGGUCUCAAACCAGGGUUUCUUUCUCUUGUCAAGGAUUUGAAUGGGAACCAUGUGAUUCAAACUUGCUUGACUACUCUUGGUCCUAACGACACCAAGUUUGUGUUGGAAGCUGCUACCAAGUACUGUGCUGAGAUAGCAACACAUCGCCACGGAUGCUGUGUGCUUCAAUGCUGCGUCUCAAACUCUGUUGGAGAGCAACGUGAGAGACUCGUCAAUGAGAUAUCCAGAAACUCACUUCACCUUUCUCAGGAUCCUUUCGGGAACUAUGUAGUGCAGUAUCUAAUAGAGCAAAAAGUAUCUGCAGCGAAGUUACUGAUGCAGUUUAGAAUGCAUUACGCGGAGCUAGCGACUCAGAAAUUCAGUAGCCAUGUGAUGGAGAAAUGCCUUAGGAUAUAUCCGGAGAGUCGAGCUGAGAUUGUCCGUGAGCUUCUCUCUGUUCCAAACUUUGAACAUCUCCUGCAUGAUCCUUUUGGAAACUACGUUAUCCAAACUGCUCUCUCAGUUACCAAGGGUCCUGUUCGUGCGAGCUUGGUGGAGAAAGUGCAUAGGUAUGGGAAACUGAAGUUUAGUCCUUACUGCAAGAAGAUAUUCUCCAAGACCAUCUUGAAGAGGUGAUCAGCAAGAAUGUUGUUGUUUUUGUGUGUGUGUUUAAGAUCGGAUUAGGCCUUUUGAAAAGACACUACUUCCCCUUUUGCUUUUGAAGAAGUGACUCUGCUGAUCAAGUAACAAAAAAUAUGUAGUAGUUCUUUUGUGUUUCAAGAUCGGAUUAUGCCUUUUAAAUAGA